AUGAGCAUGUCUAUAGAUAUUUCUACAGAUAAAGACAUCUUUAAAUUUAAAAAUGAUCCGUUAAAUAAGCUUGAUGGGAAUAUUAUUAAUGAGCUGCUCGAGGAGUUGACCAAAGAAAAAAAUGAUGAGCACGAUAGGCUAGUAGGAGAAUUUUUCAAUCAUUGUGUUAUGAGGUGCAAAGAAAAUAAACUCGAAACCAUGUAUGUGGUCACUGCUUUACUUCCAUGCCUCAUUUCCGAUUCCUACAAGAACCCAAUAAUCUAUCUUAGGAAGCAACUCACCUACGUUAGGUUUCCGUUAGAACAUUCAAAAAGACAAAAGUACCCGUCAACUUAUGAACCCCUGUGGGGCUAUAAGUUUGAUUAUUACAGGUUUUCGGAUCUCGAGAAAGAACAAGAUCCAAAAUAUCAACCUAAACAAAUAUUGUCCCCAUUUGACAGGUUUGAAAAAAUCGCUCGGCAUUCUGCUACAUUAUGCUAUGUACCACUACCCGGUCUAUGCACCUACCCGAAGCGUUCUGGUAUCUUCGAAGUCUUGUUUCCUUGUAGCCAAAGUCCAUUUGUAAGGCUCACCCUACAUCAUCCAAUCGAAUUCCUUCAAGAUUCCACAACUAGCUUCGAAUUAUUUUCGUCUCCACCUUUCCAAGCAAUUGUAAAGUUCAAAUGGCAUGCCUUUGCGAGGUCGCGUUUUAUUGUGACUUUUUCGAUCUAUCUCAUUAACUUUGGCCUUUUUACGUUGGCGAUUGGUACCAAAGAUAUGCGAAUAAUGAAAACUAGCAUGACAUUUGGGUCAAUUUUUCUAACUCUCAAUCUGAUCCGGCUUGUUUUGAUAUUUGUGGCGAAUGGUACCAUCUUCAAAUAUCUUUUAUCUCCUACAGCCUACUUUGCAUUCUUGAUAUGUUUCCUUCCUUUUUUUACUGGGCUUAUAGAGGUUUACAGCCUCUUGGAACAUGAAGAUCCCGCAUACUCUAUUCUUCGAUUCUGCUCAAUCCUUCUCUUAUGGUUGGGUUUCAUUUCAUUAUUGUGUCUCUUCCAGAGUAUCGGAGUAAUGCUAAUCGGUGAGAAACAUUCAGAAACUUUGAUUUUAUUCGCUUGCGCACAUGCAGCAAUAGUGUAUUUCUCAUUUACCCCACCAACUAAUGGUGGUGAAAGUACAUUUAAGGGAUUUGAUCAAUCACUUAAAAAUUUUUGGUCCGGGCUUUUAGCUUCUUAUGAUUUUUUUGAACCUUGGGAAAAUAAUCAUUUUGUGGAUAUAAUGAAGAUCGUCUAUUCAUUCUUUGCAAACAUCGUAAUCAUGAAUAUUCUAAUUGCACUUGUAAAUAAUGUUUAUCAAGAUGUGCAUGAACUUUCUUAUGCUAGAUGGACCAUGAUGAGAGCACAUAUAAUUAGUUACAUGGAGCUCUUAAUGUUGUUGCCAUCAGAGCGUCAAAAUGAAGAAUAUUUCCCUUACACCAUUACUUACGAGGCAUUCACUAAAGAAGUUGAAGAUUGGAACACCAAACUCGAGGCGAAAAAGGACCAGACAUGGGAUGUUCCUCUUUCUAAGAAGAUCCAGGAUUGUCUGGAUAAGUUAGAGAAUCAAUUAUCAAAGCCAUAG
Messenger RNA from Funneliformis mosseae, 1596 nucleotides. The record is from the annotation of a GenBank genome assembly. Lineage: Eukaryota; Fungi; Glomeromycota; Glomeromycetes; Glomerales; Glomeraceae.